Molecule: messenger RNA, 6410 nt
Organism: Tilletiaria anomala UBC 951
Lineage: Eukaryota; Fungi; Basidiomycota; Exobasidiomycetes; Georgefischeriales; Tilletiariaceae
Exons: 6
Coding region: 145-6324 (2059 amino acids)
Biological process (GO): mRNA export from nucleus; mRNA processing
Cellular component (GO): THO complex part of transcription export complex
Molecular function (GO): mRNA binding
Source: RefSeq, a predicted model, not a curated record
CUGAAAGGGCAAGGCGGCUGCAUCCUGUUGGAGAUCAUCUCAGGCGCACGGGCAUGACACGCGCAUGAAGGGCAACUGCGAGACUUGGCCGCUUUCGACCGUCCGAGCCCUCGCGAAAGCGAGAGUGCAGUGGCUUCGCCAAGAAUGGCAGCGUUUCAAGACGAACAGAGUGCCGAGCAGCUGAUUGACAGAUGCUUCGACAAGUGGGAGGUCGGGGCGACCGAUGACGAGGACAAGUGGGACGGAGCUGGACAAUCCGAGAUCUACAGUGCCCUACACCCUGGACUUGGUCGGCACGAGCUGCUGAUUGGUCUUUGUGCCCUCCUUCGUCAACAUGUGCAUCUCUGCAAGCGUGGUGACGAGGAGAUCGCAGAGCUCAUCGAACACUGCUCGGCUCGCGCAGUGCCAGCCGAUCCGGGGGCCGGCUCGGAGCGUUCUGACGAUGCCUCUGAAUCGGACGGUACCAUAUCCAAGGGUAACGCCGGAGGAAGGUACAUGACGUGGCAGCAAUCCAGCAUCAUCGAUGCCUUCUGGCUGAUAGAUGAAGAGAUUCUGGCGUACACUGAGCGCGAACACAUGAUGAUUCUGCCAGGUGCGGGCAGCACGCACGUCAUGGCCGGAAGAUACAAGCUGGCAGGAGUUUUGCAAAUCUUACUGGAGCGAGAGGUCGUACCGCGAAUCGAAGGAGCGGCAAGGCUAGACGACGAGCUUCUUCAAGCUGCGAAGCUCAUCGACAAUGCCAUGGAUUUCAAGCGAAAGGAGGCGCGGGUAAAGACAAACAUUCUCUACCGUCAGCAAAAGUUCAACUUGCUCCGAGAAGAAAAUGAAGGCUUCUCUAAAGCCCUGGAAGUCAUUCUGGGCGGCAUGGGGCCUCCGGUCACCGCUUCGAUCGAGCAAAGCUCGGGCAAAGUGCUUGUGCACGAGCAAGAGCGAGAGCCGAUACGCAAAAAGAGGGCUGCCAAGAUAUGGAGGAAUCUGCUAGCACUCAUUGGCUAUUUUGAUCUGGAGCCCAAUCGUGUCUUGGAUCUGAUUCUCGAUCUCUUCAUCACCAACGUCAACCGGCACUACCCGUUCUUUCUUUCACUGAUCGCAGCGAGCCAAUGGGGCUCAGCCAAGGGGAAGGAGCGGGCUUCGAGUGACGAGUGUAUGAACGACAGCGCGGACGACCUAGGCCAGGUAAAAUGGCUGGAAGAGGAGAAGGGAAAUUAUGUCUGCGCGCAGAUUAUGGGGUUCAAGCUCAAGUACUACAUGAAGGAAGACGUCCGAGAAGAUGCCCCCCUGGAGGUCCAUGUUACCAUGGCUUUGCUCAUCCGCCAUGGGUUCAUUAAGACCACCGCCAUCCUCAAUCAUAUCUUGAACAAGGAUGCAAUGUGCGUGGCACAUGAUGCGUACAAGAAGUCACUGAGCGAAAUGGCCUCGGCAGCAUCCGCCAACGCCCUCACUAUGUCUGCACCCCUCGUUGACGAUGAUGCUGGCAACCGUGUGACUGCCAAGAAUGAAGAGGAAAAAAAGGGACCUCUCAAGACGCUCCAGAUUGUUGGCGCCAUCCGAGCCUUCUUGUCUCUGGGCAUGCUGCAGCAUGCCACACUCUUGCUUGCGAAAUGGCCAUGGAUCUUGACGGCGCAUGAGGAUGUCGCCAUCCUCUUUUGUCGUCUUCUCCGACCGGUCGUUCGGAGGGUGUACAACACGAUGGCCGUCUCAGCUGCAAGUGAGGAGCAGCCCAUCUCCGCGGAAGGCAACUACGCUCUCGUCGCUCCGCGCAAGUGGGACACAAAGAAGGGGGCGCUCUUGCCUCCGCCUCCACCGACAGCUGAGAUCGUCUUUGUGGCACCGCCGCCACCGGAUACUGUUGCCAAGCGCUUCAGCUUCUUUUACAGUGACUGGCACACCCAACUUCCAACGCCCUCUACUGCUGAGCAAUUCCUGCAAACGGUCUACCCUCUGUUGAAGAUGCUAGGCUACAAUCUCUAUGUGGAUCCGUUACUCUUUUCACAAAUCUGCCGGAUCACAGGCGCGGGAUUCACAGCAUGUCCUGGAUUCGACGAGCACGGCCGCAACCAAUGGCUGGACAUCGUUCGUGGCAACUUGCUUGGUGCAUGCUCGCUUUCGGAUCCGAACACUGCUAUCCUUUCUGAACUGUGGACUGUCUUCAAGACACUCAAUUAUGAGGCACGGUUUAAGCUCUAUGGCGAAUGGAAAUCGCUGUACAUGAAGCCCGAGCUGAAACACUGCAAGACCAGGACCGAAAAGGAGGCCAAAGGGGUGCUCAAGCGCGUCUCCUCAGAUCCAAAGGCUCAGCGUCUGAUUGGUCGGAAGCUGGCCAAAGCGGCUCAUUCGAAUCCGAUCAUCUUUUUCGCCGUCGCCUUAAAUCAAGUCCAAUCUUACGAAAACAUGAUCGGACCAAUCGUUGAAGCGGCACGAAGCUUGACUGCGCUCGAAUUUGACAUCUUCACUUGGUCACUUCUUGAUUCUCUGUCGGCGGAAAAGCAACGCAUGAAGAAUGACGGCACGAAUCUUGCCGGCUGGCUUAAGAGUCUUGCUGCGUUUGCGGGGGCACUUUACAAGCGUUACUCGCUCAUGGACUGCGGUCCUGUCCUUCAAUAUAUCGUCAACCAGCUGCAUGAGAACAAUGCGAAUGACCUCAUCGUCAUGCGCGAACUGAUUCUCAAGUUGUCUGGCAUCGAGCCGCUCGCCAACCCUUCGGACCGGCAGGUCGAGGCGUCUGCAGGCGGAGACGCGCUCAAGCGGGAAGCGACGAUGGCGAACGAUGGGGGCCACGGCACGCAAGCUCGUGCGCUCUAUCAAAAGAACGGCGAGCGGCUGCUGGGUAUGGUCCGUGCCAGUGGGAUGAUGCUUCCCCUUCUUAUCCUCAUCGCGCAACAACAAGAUGCGUGUAUUCACCUCGUCGCCGACGAAGAAGCACACCUCAAAUUCCUCGGCCAGCUGUUCGACACCUGCUCGGAGGUCCUCUUCCAAUACGUUGAAUUUCUCAAUAGUUUUCUCGACGCUCCAACGUACGCCUCAACCAUUCCAGGCCUGCAGGCUCUUGUUGAGCGUUUCAAGAUUCGUCCAGCCAUCGCAUUCCACAUCGCUCGGCCAGAGCUCACACGCCUGAUGAGCAAGGCGGAGCACAAAGCGCGAUCGGAGCGCCUUCGCAAGCUGGCUGCUGACACUAAGGCCAAGGUUGCAGCUGCGGCUGCAGCUGCUGAGUGUGCGAAAGGACAGGAAGCGAACAUCGCUUCUCAGCCGGACGCGGCGGAAGGCGUAGAUGGCACAGAAGGCAAAGAGGAUGCGGAAACAAAGGUGGCGGAGAUUUCCAACACCGUCGACGGCGCCCAAGAGACUCAGCAGAAUGGCGAUGCUUCCAUGCAGGACGCUGUGUCUAAUGGAACCGCUGUGGAACGAGCAGGGGCUAUAUCAGAGUCAACCACAAUUCCGGAGAAGUGUGAGGAGGCGGAACCGGUGGAGCCGUGGUGGCAGGAUGUGCUGUCUUCUGUGGAGGCUGCAGCGCUAUCCUUCUUACCUGAGGACUUCACCUCAGUCGCCAGCGCUGGCUUCUAUGCUACGUUCUGGCAACUUAGCCUUUCGGACAUUGAGGUUCCGGUGCAAAGAUACAAACAGGAGAAGAACGCUAUACUCGCUGUCUACGCGAACGCCCCAUCCGACCGCCAGGGCGAGCAGACCAAGAGGCGGCUGGCAGAGGCGUCCAACACUCUUGAAGCUGAGCAAAAAGCGCAGGAAGAAAGAGCGAAAGGGACAAAGCUUCGGCUUGAGGCAGAAAGGAAGACAUGGUUUGUGCAGGGGAGCUUGCAGGACGACCUUGCCUGGGCGGUAUUGCAGCAUUGCAUCUUGCCCCGCUCGCUCCUCUCACCGGCCGAUGCCAUCUUCAGUGCCAAGUUUAUCCGUCUUUUGCAUUUAUAUGGCGCCGAUAAUCUGUCAACCAUCACUCUUUACAACAAGCUCUUCGAGUACGUGCGACCAACGCUGUUUAUGACGACGGAGAACGAAGCGCGAAAUUACUCUCGCUUUUUGCAAAUCAUCUUGGCCGACCUGGAAAGAUGGAGGAAAGAUGCGACAGCUUACUCAAACGAGGCCGUUCCAUCCCAUCUACAUGGCUUCGAUACGGUGUCGGAGGAUGGCACUUCGACCAAGCUCGAGCACGUCGAUUUUCUCAAGGUUUAUGCAGAAUGGCAUCAAUCCUUGUUCGACGCUUUCUCCUUUUGCAUCGAAUCUCGAGAGUACAUGCGUUUCCGCAAUACCAUCGUGGUCAUGACGCGAGUUGCAGAGCUUUUCCCAAUUUUAGGCGACCAUGGUUCCAAGCUCGUCGUGAAGGUCGAAGGAGCUGCCAUGGAGGAGGCACGCGAGGACCUCAAGAUCUUACUUCAGGGGCUUCUGGCAGUGUUGAAGAAACACGAGAAGCGAUGGCUUGCGAACAUCAAGGGUGGACAUUGGGAGCCUAAGCAAAAGCUGCCGCCCAAGCUGCCGGCUACAAAAAAUUCCUCCGCGGCGACAAAAUCGUUGCGUCCCGGCAACGAGCCUGCGCCUUCAGCAAAUGCUCAAAGGGAGUCUUCGAUUGCAGCGAAUGUGGACGUCAACGGGAAUGUAUCCGCCGAUGCAACACCGCCUUCAGAACCGAUGAGAAGCACGUCGAUCCGAGGAGUUGCGGCUGCCCGGCGCGACCAAGAAGAACGUACUGCAGCUGAACAGAAGGCCGUAUCGCAGGCGCCCGCACCCGGCGAAUCAAGCGCCGACGCCGCGACUGCGCGCGAUGCUGCGCUUGCAAGUAUGCGCAACGGGCGUGCAGCAUCGUCUGCUUCAGGCAGACCAGGAACGCCUGGCAGAACAAAUCCUGCGGAAACGCCGCGCAACCUUUUGAGCACUGAGAUACCGAUCCGACGCGAGACCAGUGAAGAGCCUCCUGCUGGACCAUCGGCCGCGACUCUUGCAACCCCGCACCAGCCGGCAGCUGAAGAAGCGCGAAACUGGAAACCUAGCCGCGAGUCCAGGGCAGCAUCUCCGGCUACUGUGCCCGUACGUUUGACCCGGGAUAGACGGGGAGCCGACGCACUCUCAAUUCGGGCAAGAGAUCGUGACCGGCGUGAUGAGGAGCGUGACCAGAACCGCAGAAGCGAUAUGGAAAAAACUCGAGACAGAGAGGCUGACGAACCGAGUCGUGACAUGAAGAAGGAGGCCGAGCCUGCCUCCGACACGAUACGGCGCUGGGGUCGAAACGAUUCGACUUUGUCUAGAGGUCCGCGGCACAGCGCGGGGUCGAAUGCAGUGGAACCGCCAAGAAUCGAAAGAAGCCGCGGGCAUGAUACGCAAGGCCCUUCUUCAAGGGAUGGCCGUCGUGGCAGCAGGCAAGCCUCGCCUGGUGACACUGCGCGUGACAAUGUCUCCAUUCCGACUGGCCCUGCUGCAGACCGCCGGCCUUCAGGAAGAGCUGCUCAGCCAGGUGUAGCUGAUCCGUCUGCAAACUCACCUUCUGGACGCAAGCGGGGAAGGGUGGAAGAGCCCAGCGCACUUGCUGUUCGACUAGGCUCUCAACCCACGGGCACACCCAGCAAUGACCCUUCAGAUCCCAAACGGCCAAGACUCGGAGAUUCUCCGAGAGAGGCCAAAGGCAGGAACGGCACCAGGGCCGAUGCUGAUACGGACAGCGGUAAGCGUCCGAGCAGUUCUGCUCGGGAUUCACGAGACGGGCAAGGUGGAACGCACAAAGGGCGCGGUGCAAAUCUUGCUGAUCCAGUUGGUUCUACACAAGAUUCUGGGUGGGAAGGCAGACGCAUCAAGAAGGAAGAGGACGGCACGCGAGAACAGAGGGCAGCGUGGGAGGGUGUCAGGGCCAAGAGGGAGAGUGCAAGGGAAAGGGAGCGUGCAGCAGAGCUUGAAGCCGACCAUAGCAGGGACCGUCACCGGGGUGACGAUCGCCGUCGAGGUGACCGCGAUCAACGCGACAGCGCUCGAGAGGAUCGCGACUUGUUCACUGAGCCAUCCAGGCCUAUCGAUCGUGAUCGUGCACAACGUGAGGCAGACCGAUCUGGCCGUGAACGCGAACGCGACCGUGACUACCCACGCGGUGGCGGCCAUGCGAGCACUACGCGCGGCGGCGACCGAGCCCGCAUGAGUGACGCGGAACGGGAUGCAGGUCGACCCUCGCACACUGACCGUUUAAUCGACCUUCAACUUGAAAGCACAAGCGCGAGCCUCUCGGAAGACUCUAGAGGCGAAAGCGGAAGGAGCAGCGGGCGCCGCAGGAAGCGUGAAGGACGCGAGGGAGGGCGGCGGGACAGGUCGGACAGGCGCUCUGGCGCUGUCGAAUGAACAUCUACUGAGGGUACGUGCAAAACAUACGUUGUGCCUUUCUAUGUAUUUCAUACAGUCCAAAGUCGAAGCGUGACGGCUGCACA